ACUCAUUGCAUAACAAUGUCAACAAAGAUCAUUGCCUUAGGCCUCAUACUGUUCUUGAGCUUCACAUCGCUUACCUUUGGAGCUCUUCAAGUGGGGUUUUACAAAGGAAAAUGUGGGUUUAGAGAUGUUGAAUCCAUUGUUGCCGGCGUUGUUGCCGACGCCGUUGAAAAUGAUGGCACUCUUGUAGCUGCUCUUCUUCGCUUGCAGUUCCAUGAUUGCUUUGUGUCUGGAUGUGACGCUUCCCUACUCCUCGAUGGGAGCGAUAGCGAGAAGCUCGCUCCGCCGAAUUUGAGCGUCAGAGGGUAUGAUUUGAUUGAUGAUGUUAAGCUUGCUGUGGAGAGCGUUUGUCCUGGCGUUGUCUCGUGUGCUGAUAUUAUAGCUAUGGCUACUAGAGAUGCUGUUCAUUUGGCUGGAGGAGCACGAUACUCUGUCGAAACUGGACGGAGAGACGGGUUCAAACCGGCGAAAAAUGUGGAUCUUCCAGGGCCUUCGAUUUCAGUUCCAGACUCCAUUGAAGCUUUCUCCAAAAGGAAUCUUACUACUACAGAUAUGGUCUAUCUUCUUGGCGGUCAUACUGUUGGUGUAUCACAAUGCUUAUUCUUCAAGGAUCGCCUCUAUAACUACAAGAACACAGGGAGACCUGACCCGACCAUCGACCCGUGGUUUCUCAACAACCUUAGAGACCAAUGUCCUGAAGAUUCUAACGACAACAACGUCGUAUUUCUCGACCAAACCAGUAUGAGUUCUUUCGUCGUUGACAAGUCAUUUCACAAGCAAAUAUGGCAACGAAGAGGCAUACUGGAAAUCGAUCAACAACUUGCUUUGCAUCCGUCAACGAAGGAUUUGGUGACGAAGGUGGCGUUCGGGUUCGACUUCGCUUCCAAGUUUGGAGAUGCCAUGAUCAAGAUGGGAAGAUUUCGAGUUCUCACCGGGUCUGAUGGGGAGAUUAGAAGAACAUGUGAGGCUGUUAAUUCAGCAUGGUUAUGA
Molecule: messenger RNA, 987 nt
Organism: Cucurbita pepo subsp. pepo (vegetable marrow)
Lineage: Eukaryota; Viridiplantae; Streptophyta; Magnoliopsida; Cucurbitales; Cucurbitaceae
Gene: RHS18
Product: root hair specific 18
Biological process (GO): hydrogen peroxide catabolic process; response to oxidative stress
Molecular function (GO): peroxidase activity; heme binding
Source: RefSeq, a predicted model, not a curated record